Messenger RNA from Pollicipes pollicipes, 1782 nucleotides. It is a transcript of the gene Spf30, whose product is annotated as survival of motor neuron-related-splicing factor 30. The transcript is spliced from 7 exons. NCBI's taxonomy places the organism in Eukaryota, Metazoa, Arthropoda, Thecostraca, Pollicipedomorpha, Pollicipedidae. Gene Ontology annotation, biological process: regulation of alternative mRNA splicing, via spliceosome; mRNA processing. The record is from RefSeq and is a predicted model, not a curated record. Gene Ontology annotation, molecular function: RNA binding. Gene Ontology annotation, cellular component: precatalytic spliceosome; cytoplasm; nucleus. Bases 245 to 946 code for a protein of 233 amino acids.
UCCGUACAUUCAGAGAAACGUAUGGUGCGGGGGUAGACCCGUCAUUCGUAAGUUACGGUUUGGACGCUCCCUGGGUUUGUGGAUGCACCUGUCAGUUUUUGAAAGUAUAUUUAGGUUUAACGAAGAUAACUCUGACGCUGUAAACUGUGCCCCGAUCUACAAGCGAAGACAUUCGGCGUAAAGCUCCUGACGGGAAUCACUGAAGUCAAAGUCAAAGUUCAUCAGCCAGUGGACGUCUACAAACAUGGCAGAAGAUCUCGUAGAAAACCUGAACACGUAUAAUGAGCAGCUGAAGCAGGUGGAAGCUGCGCUCACUAAUGAUCCGACAGAUGCGGAGCUGCUGAAGCUGAAGAAAGACCUCGUCGAGGUGAUCGAGCUCACCAAUGACCUGAUCCGGGCCCAAGCACCAGCAGCUACCUCACAAGACUCAGCGGAGCAGCAGGAGCCCAUCCGUAACUGGGAGGUCGGCGACCGCUGCUCGGCCGUCUGGGCCGAGGACGGCCUGUUCUACAACGCCAUGGUGGACGAGAUCACGUCGGACGGCCAGGUGAUGGUGCAUUUCGUCGGCUUCAAGUCGGCAGAGGUGACGCGCCUGAGCCAGCUGCGCGAGCCGCUGGCCGAGGACGCCGCCGACGAGGACGGCGCCGACGCCGCCGCCAAGUUCGGGCGGAAGGGCAAAAACCAGCAGGAGUAUUUGAAGCGCAAAAAGCAGAAGAAGGUCCAGCGGUUCAAGGAGAUGGAGGAAGUUCGUGAACAGGAGAAGUCGAAAUGGCAACAGUUCAACAACAAAGUGAAGAAGCGGAAAAAUGUCAAGGGCUACACCAAGUCGUCCAUCUUCAAGACGCCGGAGGCUGUGAACGGCAAGGUUGGCGUCGGCACGUGCGGCAUCGGCGGCAAGCCCAUGACGUCGUACACCACAGCCGACAAGUGGAAGCGGGGCGUGUAGCGCGCGGCGGACGUGACCGGACGUGUGCGGCCGCGGCCGGCGGAGGUGCCGCCUGAGCCGGCUGACCAGACGAGGCGCCGUGUCGUGCCGACGGCGCGCGCUGGCAGGACGCGGUCAGUACGUUGCCCCGCGGUCGCUCGCUCGCCCCGCCCGGCAGUAACGCACGAGGACUGGCUGGCGUCGUCGGCGGUGGCACGCGCCGCGGACAGGACUCCUGGGAGGGAGCGGCCGCGCCUGUCUCUCCACGACGGCCUGGGUCGUCCGAGGCGGCGUCUGGAAGAUGCUGUUUAGGAUUGAGGUGCUGCGGCUCGUCGGCAUGGUCAGCCGGUGGCGGCGUCGGGGAGCGCUCCUGAGGAGCGGGACGCGGGCGGCUCCAGCGCCGGCCUGGAGUCGCCUGCGGAGGCUUCUGGAGAGGACUCCCAAGGGGAACGGUCCGCCGCAGUCGCGCCCGCCCCGGCGCGGAGGCGACCCCCAACGGUGCAUGCACCGCGGCUGUACUGCACGGCAGAGGUGCAGCGAGCAGCGUGAGAAAGAUGAAACGUGACAGUGUGCAGUGAACAGUGUCAGAGACUCGCAGUGAAGCAGUGUGAAAGCGUUGCAGUGGAGGAUUAUCGUGUUGUAUAUGCUUCGCGAGAUGGACCCACUUGUUCGUGUCUCGCUCGUCUCUCUCGGGCGCUAUCACCACCGUGUUUGCCAUUUUGUGCUAGCUGAUAUAUCAGCUGACGUCUUAUGUUUCAGUUCGAUGGAACAUCGUUCAAAUCAUGACUUAGAGGCACGCUCCAUAUGAAUGUACCACGAAUGUGUAGAACGUUCAAUACAUCGGGAGAUAGCUCUGA